Messenger RNA from Balaenoptera ricei (Rice's whale), 2316 nucleotides. Its product is annotated as mannan-binding lectin serine protease 1-like. The record is from RefSeq and is a predicted model, not a curated record. Gene Ontology annotation, biological process: zymogen activation; complement activation. The transcript has 10 exons. Gene Ontology annotation, molecular function: serine-type endopeptidase activity; calcium ion binding. Bases 70 to 2178 code for a protein of 702 amino acids. NCBI's taxonomy places the organism in Eukaryota, Metazoa, Chordata, Mammalia, Artiodactyla, Balaenopteridae. Gene Ontology annotation, cellular component: extracellular region; blood microparticle.
CUCCUUCUCUCUCAUGCUCUGUGCUUCUCCUUGUUGAAGGCUUUGGCCCACAUAGUGGAGUUUAACAAUAUGUUUGGCCAGAUUCAGUCGCCUGGCUAUCCAGACUCUUAUCCAAGUGAUUCAGAGGUGACGUGGAAUAUCACUGUCCCAGAGGGAUUUCGGAUCAAGCUUUACUUCAUGCACUUCAACUUGGAAUCCUCUUACCUUUGUGAAUACGACUAUGUGAAGGUAGAAACUGAAGACCAGGUGCUGGCAACCUUCUGUGGCAGGGAGACCACAGACACAGAACAGACCCCUGGCCAGGAAGUGGUCCUCUCCCCUGGCUCCUUCAUGUCUAUCACUUUCCGCUCAGAUUUCUCCAACGAGGAGCGAUUCACAGGCUUUGAUGCCCACUACAUGGCUGUGGAUGUGGACGAGUGCACGGAACGGGAGGACGAGGAGCUGUCCUGCGACCACUACUGCCAUAACUACAUCGGUGGCUACUACUGCUCCUGCCGCUUCGGCUACAUCCUCCACACAGACAACAGGACAUGCCGAGUGGAGUGCAGUGACAACCUCUUCACGCAGAGGACUGGCGUGAUCACCAGCCCCGACUUCCCCAGCCCUUACCCUAAGAGCUCUGAAUGCCUCUACACCAUUGAGCUGGAGGAGGGUUUCAUGAUCAGCCUGCAGUUUGAGGACAUUUUCGACAUUGAGGACCAUCCUGAGGUGUCCUGCCCCUAUGACUACAUCAAGAUUAAAACCGGUCAAAAAGUUCUGGGGCCCUUCUGUGGAGAGAAAGCCCCAGAACCCAUCAAUACCCAGAGCCACAGCGUCCAGAUCCUGUUCCGCAGUGACAACUCAGGCGAGAACCGGGGCUGGAGGCUGUUGUACAGGGCAACAGGGAAUGAGUGCCCCAAGCUGCAGCCUCCUGUCGAUGGGAAAAUCGAGCCCUUGCAAGCCAAGUACUUUUUCAAAGACCAGGUGCUCGUCAGCUGUGACACAGGCUACCAAGUGCUGAAGGAUAAUGUGGAGAUGGACACGUUCCAGAUCGAGUGUCUGAAGGAUGGGACAUGGAGUAACAAGAUUCCCACCUGUAAAAUUGUGGACUGUGGAGCCCCGGCAGAGCUGGAAAACGGGCUGGUCACAUUUUCUACCAGAAACAACCUUACCACAUACAAAUCUGAGAUCAGAUACUCCUGCCAGCAGCCCUACUACAAGAUGCUGCAUAGUAUCACAGAUGUAUAUACGUGUUCUGCCCAAGGAGUCUGGAUGAAUGAAGUCCUGGGGAGAAGCCAGCCCACCUGCCUGCCAGUGUGUGGUCAGCCCUCCCGCUCCCUGCCAAACCUAGUCAAGCGGAUCAUCGGGGGCCGGAAUGCAGAGCCCGGCCUCUUCCCAUGGCAGGCCCUGAUCGUGGUGGAGGACACCUCAAGGGUGCCCAAUGACAAGUGGUUUGGGAGCGGGGCCCUGCUCUCUGAGUCCUGGAUCCUCACGGCAGCCCACGUGCUGCGCUCCCAGCGCCGAGACAACACGGUGACACCGGUCUCCAAGGAGCACGUCACCGUCUACCUGGGUCUGCACGACGUGCGGGACAAAUCGGAGGCUGUCAACAGCUCGGCCGCCCGAGUGGUGCUCCACCCGGACUUCGACAUCCAGAACUACAACCACGACAUCGCUCUGGUGCAGCUGCGGGAGCCCGUGCCCCUGGGGCCUCACAUCAUGCCCGUGUGCCUGCCGCGGCCCGAGCCCGAAGGCCCGGCACCCCACAUGCUGGGGCUGGUAGCUGGUUGGGGCAUCUCCAAUCCUAACGUGACGGUGGACGAGAUCAUCAGCAGUGGCACGCGGACCUUGUCAGACGUCCUGCAGUACGUCAAGUUACCCGUGGUGCCGCACGCCGAGUGCAAGACUAGCUACGAGUCCCGGUCAGGCAACUACAGUGUCACAGAGAACAUGUUCUGUGCCGGCUACUACGAGGGUGGCAAGGACACGUGCCUGGGGGACAGCGGCGGCGCCUUUGUCGUCCUCGACGACUCGAGCCAGCGCUGGGUGGCCCAAGGCCUGGUGUCCUGGGGGGGCCCCGAAGAAUGUGGCAGCAAGCAGGUGUACGGGGUCUACACCAAGGUCUCCAACUACGUGGACUGGGUGUGGGGGCAGAUAGGCUCCCCGCGGGGCCUGGGGGAGCUCCAGGUGGAGCGGUGAGCUGCCUGACGUCCUCGGGGCGCCUGCCCUGGCCAGCCCGAGCGAGGCUGCACCGCACGCUCCCAAACACGGCACGCUCCAUGUUACUCACGUGACCGGUGGGAUGGACCACGCUGCUCCCACCCUCCCAAGACAGCC